ACUGUUAGCCGUGCCAGGCCAGAGAGGCAGAAUCCCGACAUCAUCGAUCACCAUUGGGCAGGUGGAGCAGUGCACGCAGCAGCCGUGUGUUAGCUUAGCUUAUCUUAGCAUAGCGGGAUGAUUGGUCUAAUUUACAGAUAACCUGCAGCCACACCAACAUGACGGACUACUCGGAGGAGCAGAGGAAUGAACUGGAGGCGAUAGAGUCCAUCUACCCGGACUCUUUCACAGUUCUUUCAGAUGAGCCCACCAGCUUCACCAUCACCGUGACAUCGGACGCAGCGGAAAACGGGGAAACCGUGGAAGCGACCUUAAAGUUCACAUAUGUGGAGAAAUACCCAGACGAGGCUCCGCUGUGGGAGAUCCACUCGCAGGAGAACCUGGAGGACAGCGACGCCGAGGACAUCCUCACCUUACUGCAGCAGCAGGCAGACGAAAACCUGGGCAUGGUGAUGAUCUUCACCCUGGUGACGGCCGUCCAGGAGAAACUCAACGAAAUGGUGGACGUGAAGAAAAACCGACGGGAGGAGGAGGCGCGGCGGAAAGAGGCCGAGGCCGAGGAAGCAGAGAAGGUGUUGUUUCAAGGCACAGUGGUAACCAUUGAAAACUUCCUGGCGUGGAAAGCCAAGUUUGAACUGGAGAUGGCCGAGCUGAGGAGGAAACGACAGAAAGAAGAGGAGCAGGCAGGGAAACCCAAACUCACCGGUAAACAGCUGUUUGAGACCGACCACAACCUGGACACCUCUGACAUCCAGUUCCUUGAAGACACUGGAAACAACGUUGAAGUGGACGAGUCCCUGUUCCAGGACAUUGAGGACUUGGACUUGGAUGAGGACGACCCUGACUUUGACCCUUUAGAGAUGGGGAGCGAUGAGGACUAAAGCAGGACUGCUGGGGGACGGACAGCACCGUCUCUGGAGUCCGAUCGAGCAGACCCAGUUCCUUUUCAAAGACUCUGACAGCAGUUGGAGAGGGAAACUUCAUAAAAAAAAAAAAACAACCCAUACAUAAUCACCCACCAGUGUUCUUUUCUCUGCCUGAACUAUUAAAUUGACAAACCAAAAGUGUGACUGGCUCCGGUGCUGUUUGACAUGCAGGACAUCCAGUGACAGGCCAGAAGAGGGCAGCAACGUCUCAAAUAUUCAGAGAGUUUACUGACAUUAAAGUAGCAACGUCCCAAUAUAAAAGUAUACUUCAGUACGA
Messenger RNA from Perca fluviatilis (European perch), 1203 nucleotides. RefSeq names its product RWD domain containing 1 (gene rwdd1). Gene Ontology annotation, biological process: cytoplasmic translation. The coding region runs from base 159 to 881 and encodes 240 amino acids. Gene Ontology annotation, molecular function: protein binding. The record is from RefSeq and is a predicted model, not a curated record. The transcript is spliced from 7 exons. Lineage: Eukaryota; Metazoa; Chordata; Actinopteri; Perciformes; Percidae.